GCCUCAACUGCAUCAUCCCUCGAUGCAGUGGUCGGCACCCCUCCGCCAGCCUCGACACCUAUUCCCCUCAUGUCGUCCUCUCCUGCUCCUCUUCGGCCCGCACUGGCUGGUGGCAGACCAAGCGGCGGUCGGGCACCGAGACUAGGUUUAGCCAUCCCUCCGUCUCCUAACGUAAAACCCGUUGGCGCUGCUGCCGCAGGCGGUCCGGCGCGCCCUCAACUUACCGUACAUGUCGCUACUCCUAUGGGCAGCACCGUCGCGCCCUACGAACAAUCUCGACCUUCAAUUCAACCAGGACAAUCAGCAAGUGGUGGCAGUGAAAGCAGCGCAGCACAUUCACGGUCGGGCAGUUUCGGACCCCUCGAUGGGAGAGCCAGCAACCCCACCUCCGCAGGAUCUCAAUUCUCUGCCCUCUCCUUCGCGUCACAAUAUGGCAUCGGCUCGAGACCACAGGGUACGCCCGACCCUAUAUCCGCCGUUGGCUCUAUUUACUCCGAGCGAAGCGAGGGAGGUGUCGGGAUGGAUCGGGACGGAAGCAUGCAAGGGCUUGAGGAUAGCUUUGAUAAGCUUACCUUAGAAAAAGCGAGAACUGCCGAUGUUGAAGAACUUGACGACAACGGAUGGAGAAUUGCGAGCGCAGAAAACAGAAUCAUUCAACUAGGUAGUUUAGGUGAAGGUGCUGGUGGUGCAGUCACACGUGCUCAAUUAAAAGGGGGAAAGACGGUAUUUGCAUUAAAGGUCAUUACUACCAACCCAGACCCCGACGUUAAGAAACAAAUAUUCCGUGAAAUCAAUUUCAACAAGGAAUGUGCGUCAGAACACAUUUGUCGAUACUAUGGAGUUUUCGGUGAUCCUUCUACAGCUACUAUUUCCAUUGCUAUGGAGUUCUGUGAAGGUGGAUCUCUUGACAGCAUUUACAAGGAAGUCAAACGACUAGGUGGCCGAACAGGAGAGAAGGUUCUUGGCAAGAUUGCUGAGGGUGUUCUUCGAGGAUUAACAUACCUCCACAGCAAGAAGAUCAUCCAUCGAGAUAUCAAGCCUUCGAAUAUUCUACUUUGCCGCAACGGUGAAGUUAAGCUGUGCGAUUUUGGUGUAUCGGGUGACUUCGGAACAAAGGGUGAAGCCAACACAUUCAUCGGUACAAGCUAUUACAUGGCACCCGAGCGAAUUACCGGGCAGAGCUACACUAUUACGUCAGACGUCUGGUCUACUGGAGUUACUCUGCUUGAGGUAGCUCAACACCGAUUCCCGUUCCCGGCUGACGGAACCGAGAUGCAGCCUAAGGCGGGAUUAAUCGAUUUGUUAACUUACAUCGUCCGACAACCAAUACCAAAGUUGAAGGAUGAGCCGGAUGCUAAUAUCUUCUGGACUGACAGCUUCAAGUAUUUCAUCGAGUGCUGCCUCGAGAAAGAGCCUAGCCGACGAGCAAGUCCAUGGAGAAUGAUGGAGCACCCGUGGAUGGUGGAAAUGCGAACGAAGCGAGUUAACAUGGAACGAUACCUCUCUCAAGUAUGGGGUUGGGACGAAGAGACGAAGCCUUGAAUUACAGGCAAGGAAUAACACGAAACAAGCAGCCCUUUAGUCUGCGCCCACAGAACCAACAGAGUAGCAGGCCCCAGAGUCCGCUUCAAUAACCAGCUACGCUAUCUCGUCCACCCCUAUCAGGAGAUGAGUGGCUAAAUUAUUACGUAUCGCCACAUACCACCACCAACAACGGAGGUCAUAAUUAGACAACCGACACUUAGACUGCUUGCUUAUCUAAGGAUGAAGCUCUUCCCUUCUUUGCUCUCGGGUUAAGUCGAGAGAUCGGGGGUUGUUAGCUGAUGGAGGGGACAUCGUUUAUUGGGAUACCCGGGGAACAAAAGGUGACAGGGAGGAGCAAAGUAUAUUUUUUAUCAUAUAUAUUUUAUAUCCCCACACAUAUUUUACGGAGUUUGGGAAUCGAAACAGUCUUGAAUGGGUUGACGGGACGCAGGUAGGCUAGUUAGGCAAUUGUUAAAUCAAAUAUUGAAUAUCAAAUAUCCAUCGAAUGAGAUGGCUAGAUGCGUGACAUUGAACUGCGGUAAGAUGAAGCUUGGAGACGGGUUCGUGAUAUCACAUACUCUAGUUUAGUCUAUUUGGAAAUUGCUAUAGUUCAUAAAAUAUGACAGGUAAAGAGGUCAACAGCCCGUGAUAGGAAAUUUCCCCAAAUCUACCCAAUGUCCACGAUGGAUAUGACAUCACAUCACAACAAUCCGACAACGAAC
Messenger RNA from Hypoxylon trugodes, 2246 nucleotides. RefSeq names its product kinase-like protein. NCBI's taxonomy places the organism in Eukaryota, Fungi, Ascomycota, Sordariomycetes, Xylariales, Hypoxylaceae. The record is from RefSeq and is a predicted model, not a curated record. Gene Ontology annotation, biological process: protein phosphorylation. The coding region runs from base 70 to 1542 and encodes 490 amino acids. The transcript is spliced from 3 exons. Gene Ontology annotation, molecular function: ATP binding; protein kinase activity.